This is a messenger RNA of Necator americanus (New World hookworm), 459 nucleotides long. RefSeq lists its product as uncharacterized. NCBI's taxonomy places the organism in Eukaryota, Metazoa, Nematoda, Chromadorea, Rhabditida, Ancylostomatidae. The coding region runs from base 1 to 459 and encodes 152 amino acids. The transcript has a single exon. The record is from RefSeq and is a predicted model, not a curated record.
AUGGAAAUGCGGAUGUUAAGGUGGACAAUAGGUGUAACGCUAAAAGAGAAAGUAUCCAACGACACUGUGCGCUCCAUCUUCGGCGUCGUCCCGAUAACUGAGAAGAUGAAGGAGGCCCGACUGAGAUGGUUCGGUCACGUCUUGCGGCGAGAGGAAGAUUCUGUGGCCCAAACCGCACUGAAGCUCGACGUUUCAGGAGUGAGGCCGCGUGGGAGGCCAAAGAUUCGCUGGUUAGACCGUGUCAAGCUGGAUAUGAUAGAUGCACAUUUGUGUACAGCUGAUCAAUGGAUAGAACCAAAUGGAAGACAAGAAGCAGAAAAGCGGACACUGCAACAAUGCUGGACAAACGCUAGGAAGAAAAGAAGAAGAAGAAGAGGUUUGGUGCGCUGGAACGCGGCAAAAGUAGGUGAGACGGGCGCUAUGACGUCGAAUUCGUACCCCGAAGCCAGACAGCUGUAA